AGUUUUAUUUUGAAAAGUGUAACCGGAAAGGGUUGAACCUGCUGGAGGGUGAUCAACGGAGUAGGAGGUCUGUGCACAAAUUUAGCUGCUAACUUGAUUGUUUAAUGUAUCGAUGCGACAAAACUGAACCAGUCUGAGGCAUAUCGUGGGGUUUUAAGGAAACAUUCCAUACACAUAGAUUUCCAUUUGCUCGUUAGUUUAGGUGAAAACACUAAAACUACGCUGCGGUGUUAGACAGCUAGCCUGCUAGCUAGCCUAGCUAACAACUUUUCAUUCAUUACUAGUGGUGCACUUUUCUUUGUUGCUAGCUCACUGAGAGCUUCACUCACAACAUUAGCGCGGCUGAAGUUGCUGACAAGUUGUUGUUUUUCUGGUGUCUCAGGGGUGUUAUGUUUUGUCACAGCAGCACGCUUACUAAUGUUAUCACGUUAAUUGAACAAUAAAGUGUAUUUAAAGCGGAUAGUUGACAGUAACACAGCCUGUACGAUCAGCUAGCAUCAUUUCUAACAGGGUUUCAUCACUGUGGCAGCUGUAACGACAUUAAAACAGUAUCAUUUAGUUGAAACUAUUUGACUAUACUGUAUGUUUAGACUGUUUUCAUGCCGCUGAAUUAGGCAUCUUAUUUACCGCUUCCAACGAAGCUCUAAAAUAUGUUGUUUUUUUCCACACAUUAAUGUUAAACUGCGGGCAAAAAUAACAGCCUUCCUAGAAUAACUUAGUCCAGAUCUGAGAAGUCCAAGUGUCGUGGUUCUGGAUCAGCACUUGGUCCAGCAUAGUCUAGAAAAUGGGGAAAUGAUGUGAUAUCGCCCUUUUUCUGCAUUUUGACAAAAUGAACCAAUUCUUCAGCUGUAAUUCUAUUUAUUAUUUAUUUAACCUUUAUUUACCCAAGUAAUAUCCCAUUGAGAUUGAGAACCUCUUUUUCAAGGGAGUCCUGGCCAAGAGGCAGCAAACACAAAAGACAGUUACAUAUUUACAUAAAUAAGACACAAAACUUCAACACAUUAUGAGAAACAAGUGCAUAUUGUGUAAUAUUAAGAGUGUAGCCUCUCUAAGGUGUGUAAAUGCUUUUCGAUUGCAGAAACUAGGGUUCUUACAGGAACCAGGGUCUGACUAUAUACAGGAAUUCUGAUUCUUUCAACUAUGUUUUAUUUUUUUUUUUUUUUGCAUCUUAGGGGAUGUUCUGCAGUGCUACAAAAGAUUCAGGUGUUCAUCUUAUCAGGAAACAAUCAUGCUUAUUAUAAGGCAAUUUACUUUCCAGUUACCCAUUGUUAUGUACUACUCAAUACAGCUUACCUGCUGCUACUUUUCUGUCAGAGAGACUCAGAUCAAGAGCUGCAUGAGUAACUUUAUUUCCAAAAACCAUCCCUGGAUGUCACUGGCCUUUUUUGCAUUAUUUACCCAAGGCUUAAAGAGCCUGAUAUGUUAGCUUCUCUGUUAAGGGUAAGCUCAAAUUAUUACAUGGCUUUAAUGUCAUUAAAAUGCAUUUAAAAGGUGUUUUUUUUUUUCUAAUUAAUGAUUGUACAUCCACUCUGAUAUCUUACAGAUGUUUGUGUGAUCUGUGUCUUGAGUCUCAAUCCUGUAUCUUAACCACAAGGGUGCUUAGGUGCUGUAACUAAGGUGGCAAGUUAUGCAUCUAUCAUAAUAUUUUAACUUUAAAAAUAUAUAUAUAUUUAUGUGUGAACACAGCUUUAACUCACAUGGACUCACUUUGUGUGCUAGCUAGUUGUGCUGUGUGUGCAAACUGCAGUCCAUCUUCUUGUUACUUGUGAAAUGUUGAAGCAAAUAUUAGGGGUGUCCCGAUACAACUUUUUUACUUCCAAUACUAUACCAAUAUUGUAUCCUUCAGUAUCUGCUGAUACUGAUAUUUGUUUGAUUUUGGCACAAAAUUGUGCAUGACAAGUUUUGCACUCAGCUGCAAUGUCUCUUUCAGACUUUAACGAAAAAUACUUCCACACUCCAUCACUCCUACUCCUAGCUAUUUUGUUAGUACCUUAGUACACACUGUUGUUGUGAUUAUGUGGGCUCUGUAUGCUGGAUCAGGGCGCUGCUAGAGAGAGGUGCCAGAGCGGAGUCUGGAAUGGACUGCUUGUCGCAGAGUGGAGAUUUUAGUUGAAGGCUGGGGUUUGUUUUUUUUUGGCUGAUAUCGGAUAUCCGAUAUCAAUAUCGUAUUGGGACAGCCCUAGCAAAUAUAUGAUGUAGUUUCACCUUUCAUAGUAUGUGUUUGAAUAAUCCAUAAGUCUAUAAAUCUACUGUUAUAACAUUUGUGCUUACACAUUAUUCCCUAACUCUAAAAUCCUAAUUUUUCCUUUAUUAUCCAGCUUGUUGUCUCUUGUCCAGCGGUGGAUCAGUGGAGAUGGAAGUGUUGAUGGUCUAUGUGUAAGGAGGAGAGAGCGCCUGUGGUCCUCUUGCUGCACCGCACACUUCCUCAUGGAUUCCUCCAACGAUGACGCUCUGGAUAUCAUCGUCUCCAAUGUGGUGGCAACCUUCAGGACCAGGUGCCACCUCAACCUGCGCACCAUUGCCUUGGAAGGAACCAAUGUCAUCUACAAGCCGGAAGUAGGGGUGAGGAAGACACCAAGCAGUCCACCUUUGCUGCAUUAUCAGGGAUGUAUGUUAGGGGCAGUUGGUGUUAAUUUAGUUUCGACCUCUGUUUUUCAUUUGCAGAAAGUCCUGAUGAAGCUCCGUAAACCCAAGAUCACAGCCUCAAUCUGGUCCUCAGGGAAAAUAAUCUGCACUGGAGCAACAAGGUAGACACUCUCACUUAGCAAGCGCACAAAAUAAAUGGAUAUGCUGGCUGCCAAAAGAUCAUUAUUUUCCUCUGAUGAGAGAAUUAUUGGUUGCGCAUGGCCUCAGCUGUCUGGCCUCAUUAUUGCUGUUGCAGGAUAGUUGGAGCAAGAUUUCCUAUUAACCAAUAAUGCAGCCUCAUUACCAUUUGUCUCACCUGUCUCUUAUACAAUGCCGACACUGGAGCUCACACAGUAAUGACUUUGUUUGUUGGUGCCAUGAACCCACAGUUCCUCUUUCUUUCAUGCUGGCUCUCACUCCUGCUCUCCUCUUUUGUUCAGUGAGGAUGAAGCAAAGCAGGGUGCCCGGAGGUUAGCACGCUGUCUGCAGAAACUGGGCUUCAAGGUACGAAAAAAUCACUCACUGCUGUGGACCUGCAUGAUAUAAGACAAAUUUGUAAUGUGGAAUAACAUUGAUCCAUUUUGCAGUUGUGAUAUUAAGUGAGGUAAGAUACAAAAUGAAAGAAUGCAUGUGAGCUAUUACUCACAGUUUCUAGGCUCUUCUAUCUAAGAUAGAUGAGCCUAGCUUUAACAGAAGGUGUGAUAGCUUGGGCCAGUUUACCCAGGCCUUUAUCCAGUAAUAGGUCAGAACACAGGAUGAGUGAAAAAGCAUAGCUUGUUUACUAAAAAAGUACUUUUUGUUGUUUAUUGUAAUCAAUUCAAACAUUUGCAUUGUGAUCAUUGCUAAUGCUCUGCAGUCAUGCUGGAAAUGUGAUUGAAUGUGCAGCUUGACAUAUACCCAGUCGGGUUACUGACCUCGUUCAAGUUAACCAGAUUUUUUCCAGGUGUUAUUUUUUAGCAUCAAAACCUUUCUCAGUGUUUUGUUCUCCUUGUUCCAACUGUUUUGAAAUGUGUUGCAAAUUUAAAAUGGGCAUAUAUUUUUGAGUUUCAACAUCUAUCAUGUCGUGUUUGGACUAUUUUCAGUAAUCUGUAAGUGAUUUGCAGACCAUCAAAUUCUGUUUUUGUCAACAUUUUACACAGGACUGUUAGCAUACCAACAGUUUAUUUUUCCAGUAUUUCUAAAUAAUCAGAGCAUGAAAUAAACUUCUUGCUUCUUGAGACCUUACAAAUAGGCAUGUCGGCGUUUCUCCUAGUUUCUCAUUUGCUUUAAGAUUUCAACAGUUUUUUAGAAAAAUGAAAUGCUGCUUAGGUUAAAGAUUUAUAAAGCAGAUUGGAUGACAAUGUAAAUGAAACCAACAUGUAGGAAUGCUUGCAGGAGCCAAAUAAGUCUUCUCGUGUAACAUCCCUGAAUGUGUCUGAGUCUUUGUGUGCGUUUCAUUUUUUUUGUCCAAACAGGUGAGGUUUUCAGCCUUCAAAGUGGUGAACGUGCUGGCUGUGUGCUCCAUGCCUUUUGCAAUCCACCUCAUAGACUUCACUAAGAACAACCGACCAAUCGCAAGGUAAAAAAAAGCUCCAUGAUCAGGAUCAUCAUGCUAAUCCAAAUCUAAAGUAUCAUCCACAUGUUAGUCCAGAAUCUCAAAUUGCAUAAGUUUAUGAAUAAUCGCACCGAUCGUAACAUUUUUUUUAAAAAACAAUUUUAUUAACAGUGAGAACAGAACUAUUUACAGUCAGCAAACAUGUCUACAUUGUUAUUUGCAUCGCAUGAAAAAAAAAUAUUGAUAAAACCAAAAUAUUGACAUAAAAUAUGAAUGAAGAACAAUUUAAUAAAGUAAGGUUUGAGGGUGAAGUUAGCACAGAAGUUACGCAGUUGGAAUUUCCAUACUUUUCCAUACCCUACUUUUUAGAAUUAUUUUUGGAAAUACAUAGUUUUCUAUAUCAGAAAACAGUAUUUUAGAUCUGGGGUAAUAUUCUGGAAACAUAAAUGUUUUUCUAUACUUUAUUUUUCAUAGUCCAUACUUUUUAAGACCUGGAAAUUGAUCGCAUUUAUUUCCAUACCCGCGUAGGAACCCUGAACUUUUUCCUUCUCCCCAUAGAUGCCCUCCUGCCCCCUCCUACCCAGUCUCUCCUACGUCACAUACACGUCAUAAAUUGAGAUGGGUAGCUCUAUUGGAAAUAUAUACACCCAUGCAGGAAAAGGAGCUUUCUUGGUCUCAUUGUGCUGGCAUUUUUAAAUAGGAAAUGACAUAUGCCCAUACAAUAAGAAACUCCUUCAUUCUCAGUUUGAGUUUUGCUGUGACCACUUUUCUGGCUAUUACUAGAAGCAUAUGCAACGAAAUUGACCUACUGUUUUUUCCAUAGUCCCCUUAGGGAUCAGACCUAUAAUAAAGUACAGUGGAUCUAUGGGUAAAUCAAUGUUCAGUAUUGAGAGGAUUUCUGUGUGAAACCCGUUCCAAAAGAAUUUCAUUUUUGGGCAAUCCCAAAAAAUAUGUUUGUAAUCUCCAACCUGUUUGCAGUCUCUCCAGCAUAAAUUUGAUUUGUUUUAAUCAUGUUUUGACACAAUUACCAGUGUCCUAAAAAAAUCUCAUUUUCACUCUCCAAUUAAAUUCCUUCCAUGAUGGACUAUUUGUUACUUUGUGACCCUUUUCGCACACCUCCUCCCAUUCUUCCUCUUCAAUAGUAACAUCCGUUUUUAAAUCCCAUCCGUCUUUUAGUUCAAGAGAGUUUCCUGUUAAAUGUGUUUGUAGAUUCGUUACUACUUUUCAAGCCCUUUUUUUCCUAUCAUAGUAAUCUACUAUUGAUCUUUUUUUUUUUUCUUGAGAUUUUUGUUUUCCUGGGAUACACAUUACAAUAAGUCAAUAGAGCGAAGAUAUUGAUUUCUGACCUCUUCCUUUGUAUUUUUUCUUGUUAUAUUUUAACUCACAUAAAGUUUGAAAUAGUAGAACCGGAUAAAAACGUCUUGUUGCAGCAGUCUGUUAGUUUUCCCUGAAGUUUUGCGUGAGACCAGUUGAUGUUUUACCUUGAGCAGUUUAGUAUUUGCAAGGAAAGGGUGCCCUCUAGUGGUGGAAACACAGACCAGUCAGGUUAGCAUGUGUGCACAGGAUGCACCAGUGUGUUUCAGCCUCUGAUUUGUGCAUUUAAAUGAAGUCAAAUAGAAGAUUGAUCCAUCCACUAUGAAGUGGUGCAUCCUUAGAGCUGUAGCUGGAGGUGUUGUUUAACCCUUAGUGGAUGACUCUUGACCAUUUCUUCUUUUGUAUUGUCAGUUAUGAACCAGAACUACAUCCCGCCGCCACGUACAGGAUCAAAAACCUCAAGGCCACUAUUCAGGUGUUCUCUACCGGCAGCAUCACAGUUACAGGUACCUCACUCUCCCAUGUGCACACACACACUUGCUGACCUGUUUCACCCUCCUUUAUGUACAGCUGGGGGUGCAUCAGCUUAAAGGAUUGAGGCCAUGCUUACAUAAUGUCCCCUUAUGGCUUGUAAUAACCAGAAAAGCGGUUUGUAAAUAACCCAAAUCCUUAAGGAAUUUUUACUCAGGGUGAAAUAUUUUUUUGCAUGUCACUCAAUUACCCUAAUCUGACUCAAGUGGAAUUAUUUUGUUCCCUGUACUCUUGUAUCUGCUUUUCUUGUCUUAGAGUUUCUUGCAUUUUUAGUUUUUAUUUCACUCAAAACUUCUUCUUAUGCUCAUCCUCCACUCUCCACCCUCUACUUCCACCCCCCCACUGUCAUCCCAUCGGCUAGGACCAAAUGUGCAGAAUGUGGCCACAGCUGUGGAGCAGGUCUACCCACUACUGUUCGAGUGUCAGAAACCCCUCUGCGAAUAAAAGUGAAAGGUCAGAGACUAAAGAUGUGAAGGAAAGGAGAUGAGGAAGCACCUUUUUCUUGGAUUUACUUACUUGACUUUGACACUCCAAGGCGACAGACUGAAACUCAGUCGAAUGACAGGGUAUGUAUCGGAUUAGAGAGAAAUCUCUGCAGCCCUGGUCAGAGUUAAUGUCUCCUCCCUCUCACAAGGUGUCUAUGUUGUUGAGGAUCAUGUGUAUUUGAGACUGAAAUUGCCUCAGCUUGCAAGGAAACUCUGAAGGAGACUACAUCUUUGAACUGGACUUGCACUGAAGGCCGGUGAUUUUGCAUGGACGCUGAGGGACAAGUUCUCAACAAGCUUAACAUUUUACUGCUUCACAGUGCUGACCAUCGCGAGGAGCCUGUAAGUUAACACCAAGCAACCUCACCUUUAACUUUAUGUGCUUAAUUACAAGACAUCGCCUCUGCUGAUUUCUCUGGAAGAGUGUCCGUCCACAGCCUGUUUAUAGAGGUCAGAGAAUAUCUAAGGCGCGAAAUAUAAAAAAUGUUUCUGCUAAAACAGCUGCGGCGAAAUCACAGACUGAGUUUGAACUGUUACAGAGAGAGAAGCUGGUCCUGAUGCAGGACGCACAAAAUGCAUUAACUUCUCAUUUGAGCGUUUUUGUACUUUUUAAGGUUGUCUGUUCACUUUCAAUUUGCUCUAAUUUCUUUCAGUCGGGUUUAACACGUGUUUUUAUUGAUGAGUAAUAGCUUGAAACAAGAGGCUAACUUAAAAUGUUAAUCUGGUGGAGCAUAAAGAGCAACGCAAGUUGGAUUUUAAAGGUUUGAAUUGCGAAGGAAAAAUUUUAAAGCGUACUUUAAAAAUUUCUAAAUUUUGUCAUAUACAUGUGAAAUAAGUUUUGAAACAAGCUCACAGGCAGAAAAAAGACUAAAAAUGACCAAAAACUGUUUGGAGAAUCGCUGUAAAGGUGUAUUAGAAAUAAACAGAAACUGUUGUAUUAACGUUAAGAACUCACUAUAACAAAAGCGACCUCUUAUACAAAGUUGUAGAUCAGCUGUCACCAUCACUCGGAGAGGUUUGAAGAUAAAUUCAUACACUUUUUAAUACAGUAUAGGACCAUGACAAGUGUUCAUAGAGGCCAGGCUUACAAUAUAACCCCAGUCCCCCCAGUGUUUGCAUAUCAAACCAUUUAAAGAUAAAGAAGAAAAUAACAACAGUGAAAGGUGAAGUUUUUUUUAAUAGGAACCUACUGAAAAGCAACGUAUUUGGAUGUAAAUAGUGAAAGCAGCAAGAGAAGAUGUCAACAAAAACAUGAUAUGUUGUGUCAAGAAUGUGGGAUGGCCUGUGCGAUGCAGAAGUGUGUGGCAUUUGUCCAAAAUUUUGUAUUUUGUAAAAAAAAUAAAAUAAAGGUCAUUCAUGAAACAAGGCA
Messenger RNA from Xyrichtys novacula (pearly razorfish), 7858 nucleotides. Lineage: Eukaryota; Metazoa; Chordata; Actinopteri; Labriformes; Labridae. The record is from the annotation of a GenBank genome assembly.